This is a messenger RNA of Amoebophrya sp. A25, 524 nucleotides long. The record is from the annotation of a GenBank genome assembly. NCBI's taxonomy places the organism in Eukaryota, Dinophyceae, Syndiniales, Amoebophryaceae.
CUUCGUUGACCAAUAUGACCCCAUCAGAUAGUAGCUAGCAAUAAUACAGGCCCUAGAUAUACCGACACACGUAAAAAAGCGCAGCUCAAUACUCACAAAAACGCAUGACCUCCCAACCUGCCGGGACUGCGAAUAGUCGUAACCGCUGUGCACCAGUAAACUCCACAAGGAUGAUAAUCCCUGCAGACUCAGACGGGCCCCGCGUCGAAGACUGGUAUUACUUGUGCAUGGCGCUAGAAAAUACAGCAGUUAGGUAACACAUGCGCAACACCUUAUUGACCGAACAGCACAACACCAAUAAGAGCAACCAAUACUGAACCCGAACUAACACCAGGCUACUGCGAUCACCGUACGGCUGGACAUACACGAUCCGUUUUGGCCUCACAAGAGGAGAAGAAGUCCAAUAUGUUGCAACAUUCACCUGCCACUGCGGACAGUUGAAAGUAGAAGUCAAGAAACUGCGCCCAGAUCUACCCCCUGGCAUGGACAAAGUCAUCCUAUCCAUGGAAAUUGAUCUUGAAUAA